AUGAAUUGGGUCAAGCGCGCUAUACGCGUCAUGAUAUGCGUCGCGAAGCUCAUCGCCUCCGGCAUCCGCAGCGAAUGCGAGGGCCUCUUCGCAGCUGCAGAGCGCCUCUUCAAGCAAGCUGCCGCUCAGAUCGAAGGCCUUCUGCCGGACAUUGAUUGGGAGGCCCUACUUCAGCACGCCAAAACGCACUUCAAGGAUUUCGCUACGAAAACCUGGAAUUGGGCCCAAGAGCACCCAUGGCAGGCGGGCUUCAUCGUCCUCGACAUCCUUACCAUUGUAGUUGCCCCAGUAGUUGCGCCUAAGGUGUUGGCAGCUGUUGGCUUCACAGCUGUGGGUCCUGCCGCUGGAACUGCCGCCGCAGCCAUGCAGUCCCUCAUAUCUCCCGUUUCUGCCGGCAGCAUCUUCGCCAUCAUGCAAAGCGCUGCAAUGGGUGGCUACGGUCUGGCUAUCGUGGUUGGUUCCAUUCAGACUGCUGCUGCUGCUGGGCUAGGCGUGGCUCUGUGGAAGUUCUUUCGUGGCAAAGGUGGCGACGACGACGACAAGAUCAAGGUCACUUAA
Molecule: messenger RNA, 558 nt
Organism: Lasiodiplodia theobromae
Lineage: Eukaryota; Fungi; Ascomycota; Dothideomycetes; Botryosphaeriales; Botryosphaeriaceae
Exons: 2
Coding region: 1-558 (185 amino acids)
Cellular component (GO): membrane
Source: RefSeq, a predicted model, not a curated record